GAGAGAGAGAGAGAGUGAGCAGGACCUGGGAGAAGAGCAGCGAGAGAAAAAGAGGAGAGAGAAACGGAACAACGACACAAAUGGCACUCAUGGCAGGGAUUUUGUUCACGGCCACCUUUCUUGUUUUUGGGAUUUCUACCUUUGUCUCUCCGGCACGGAUAUACCCCCCCAAUGAAGUCACGUUAUUGGACUCCAGAUCCGUACAGGGGGAGCUGGGAUGGGUCGCCAACCCCACAGAAGGAGGGUGGGAGGAAGUGAGCAUUAUGGAUGAAAAGAACAUUCCCAUCCGGACGUACCAGGUGUGUAACGUCAUGGAGCCAAGCCAGAACAACUGGCUCCGCACCGACUGGAUCCCCCGAGGCGGUGCCCAGCGAGUCUACAUCGAGAUCAAGUUCACCCUCCGGGACUGCAACAGCCUCCCGGGUGUCAUGGGAACCUGCAAGGAAACCUUCAAUCUCUACUACUACGAGUCCAACAACGACAAGGAGCGCUACAUCCGCGAGAACCAGUUCGGCAAGAUCGACACCAUCGCCGCCGACGAGAGCUUCACCCAGGUGGACAUCGGCGAUCGCAUCAUGAAGCUGAACACGGAGGUCCGGGACGUGGGCGCUUUGAGCCGGAAGGGCUUCUACUUGGCCUUCCAGGAUGUUGGGGCGUGCAUUGCGCUCGUGUCCGUCAGGGUCUACUACAAGAAAUGUCCGCUGGCGGUGCGGAACUUGGCCCAGUUCCCCGAUACCAUUACUGGAGCCGAUACCUCGUCGCUUGUGGAAAUUCGCGGGUCAUGCGUGGAUAAUUCAGAGGAGAAGGAGGUUCCGAAGAUGUACUGCGGGGCGGACGGAGAGUGGCUGGUGCCCAUUGGGAAUUGCCUGUGUAACCCCGGAUUCGAGGAGCGCAAUGCAGAAUGCCAAGCCUGUAAGAUCGGUUACUUUCGGGCUCUGGCCACCGACGGCUCCUGCGCCAAGUGUCCUCUACACAGCUACUCCGUCAGGGAGGGAUCCACCUCCUGCGUCUGCGACAAGGGAUACUUCCGCUCCGAAACAGACCCGGCAUCCAUGCCCUGCACCCGCCCUCCGACGGCGCCCGACCACCUCAUCUCCAAUGUGAACGAGACCUCGGUGAACCUGGAGUGGAGCCCGCCCCUCAGCUCUGGGGGGCGCCAGGACUUGACGUACAACGUGGUGUGCAAGCGCUGCGGGCCCGACGGACGGCGCUGUCAGCCGUGCGGUAACGGCGUCCACUUCAGCCCCCAGCAGCUGAGCCUGAAGGGCACCAGGGUGUCCAUCAACGAGCUGCAGGCCCACACCAACUACACCUUCGAGGUGUGGGCGGUGAACGUCUCGCCGCAGAGCCCGGGGCCGGAACAGGCCGUGUCCGUGACCGUCACCACCAACCAGGCCGCUCCCUCUCCAGUGACUUCUAUCCAGGCGAAGGAUAUCACAAGACACACCAUCUCACUGGCCUGGCAUCCGCCAGAUAGAGCCAACGGGGUCAUCCUGGAGUACGAGGUCAAGUACUACGAGAAGGACCAAAAUGAAAGAAGCUACAGGAUCAUAAAGACCUCGUCGAGGAACACCGACAUCAAAGGUCUAACCCCCCUAACUUCCUACGUCUUCCAUGUGCGAGCUCGCACGGCGGCCGGCUACGGUGACUUCAGCGGCCCGUUUGAGUUCAUGACAAACUCCGUUCCAGCUCCCAUUAUCGGCGAUGGGGCCAACUCCACGGUGUUACUGGUGUCGGUGGUGGGCAGCGUGGUCCUCCUCCUCAUCCUCAUCAGCGCCUUCGUCAUCAGCCGAAGAAGGAGUAAGUACAGCAAGGCCAAGCAGGACUCUGACGAAGAGAAGCACUUGCAUCAAGGAGUGAGGAUAUACGUUGACCCCUUUACCUACGAGGACCCCAACCAAGCCGUCCGCGAGUUCGCCAAAGAGAUCGACGCCUCCUGCAUCAAGAUCGAGAAAGUCAUCGGCAUUGGGGAGUUCGGCGAGGUCUGCAGCGGCCGCCUGAAGAUGCCGGGCAAGAGGGAGAUCUGCGUGGCCAUCAAGACGCUGAAGGCCGGCUACACCGACAAGCAGAGGAGGGACUUCCUGUCCGAGGCCAGCAUCAUGGGCCAGUUCGACCACCCAAACAUCAUCCACCUGGAGGGCGUGGUCACCAAAUGUAAGCCAGUGAUGAUUAUCACAGAGUACAUGGAAAACGGAUCGCUGGAUGCAUUCCUGAGGAAGAACGACGGCCGCUUCACGGUGAUCCAGCUGGUCGGCAUCCUGCGGGGGAUUGCGUCGGGCAUGAAGUACCUGUCUGACAUGAGCUACGUCCACCGCGACCUGGCGGCUCGCAACAUCCUGGUCAACAGCAACCUGGUGUGCAAAGUGUCCGACUUCGGCAUGUCCCGAGUACUGGAGGACGACCCCGAGGCCGCGUACACCACCAGGGGAGGGAAGAUCCCCAUCCGCUGGACGGCCCCGGAGGCCAUCGCCUACAGGAAGUUCACCUCGGCCAGCGACGUGUGGAGCUACGGCAUCGUCAUGUGGGAGGUGAUGUCAUACGGCGAGCGGCCGUACUGGGACAUGAGCAACCAAGACGUGAUCAAGGCUAUCGACGAGGGCUAUCGGCUGCCCCCACCCAUGGACUGCCCCGUGGCGCUCCACCAGCUCAUGCUGGACUGCUGGCAGAGGGAGAGGGCCGACCGGCCGAAGUUCGGACAGAUCGUCAACAUGCUGGACAAGCUGAUCCGCAACCCCAACACCCUGAAGAGGACUGGGGGAGACCACUGCCAGGCCUAACACCACCCUGCUGGAGCCGGGGAGCCCCGAGGCGUCCGCGGCCGUCGGCACGGUGGAGGACUGGCUGCAGGCCA
Anoplopoma fimbria (sablefish) is the source of this 2851-nucleotide messenger RNA. RefSeq names its product eph receptor A4, like (gene epha4l). Gene Ontology annotation, cellular component: neuron projection; plasma membrane. Gene Ontology annotation, molecular function: ATP binding; protein binding; transmembrane-ephrin receptor activity. The record is from RefSeq and is a predicted model, not a curated record. Lineage: Eukaryota; Metazoa; Chordata; Actinopteri; Perciformes; Anoplopomatidae. Gene Ontology annotation, biological process: protein phosphorylation; cell surface receptor protein tyrosine kinase signaling pathway; axon guidance.